UCACGAGUCAAGUGCAGGUCGCGCUUUCGCUUCCUGCUGCACCCACUCACUACCCACGACUCACAUCUCGAUUCACGGCCUCACGAGUGAUUGCCAGCACCACAUAUACAUAUGAACACAAAGCUUUCAGGCUCCAGAUGACCGGCAGCAGCAGAUCGGUUCAAAUAGCAGCAGCAGCAUCUGCCCACCCUCGCGCGCUGAUCUUUUCUUGCUUCAUGUCACUUUGGACGGCUGCCUCGCCGCGCUGAAUCCCCAGCCGGGCAGCCUCAUCAAGGCCAAAGCCAUCGCGCCGCGCCCAGUGUGCGAGCACUCGGCAAUAGCCGUCGCAGCUAAGAUGGAGGCCUUGCCCCACAUUCACGUGCCUGACAACAAGGUACCAGAGCGGCACACGGGUGACGCAGACGUCAACGUCGACUCGUACCUCGUUCAAGGUCAGGGUCAGCUUCCACCCCGAACAUCGCUUGGCGGCAGCAGUCGCAGUGAGAACACUGCUGACGACAGUAGCAUGGACGGAAGGCGCAGCAGCGAGCCGCCCACCACUUUUCGCCAAGAGCGAGCGAAGCGAUGGCAGGAGCCAAGCGGCAGCGUGACACCGGAGAAUGCCUCGCUCAACAACUACCAGGGCAGACAAGAGAAACAUGAUGAUUUCGAAUCGCGGCAUGACGCCCGCCAUCAUCGACCCGACAACGCGGGCGCAAUUGAUCCCGCUGCGAUGACGACGCCCGUCGUGCAAACAGGCGACGAGGAACAGGCCAAGCGGCAUCUUGGCGAAUUAGCUGCUGAUGACGAGACAGCACAGGGCGGUGUCCGCUCAACUACACGCACCACCCAAACCACCUCAUCACGAGCUGCGACGAGUCUCUCCACACCUGGCACCUCUGCCCAAGCUGUGUCCUCCUCCUCGGCCUCAUCUUCACCCGCAAUUGCUCUGUCGACUGCGCUACAAAGAGCAGGCUUGAACGACAAGUCCCGCAUACGCUCUGGCAUCCUCUCUCGAUCCCCAUCAGAGCGGAGCAACAGCAAGUUUUCCACAAGCGGCACCAACUCACCUGUGCCGUCCGCUUCAGCUUCGGCUUCGGCUUCGGCCCCUUCAGCGUCAGAAGACGAGGGCGGGAGCGCUCGCAUACUCGCUGCUGCAAGAUCCAGAAGGGCAAGGUUGGACAAUCUUAGCGCCAACAGCUCCGAAGCUCACCUUGCACGCGCACGUAGACUCGAUACGAGUGGCUCUCUUGCUUUCGCAGGCACCACUUCUGGCCCCACAACGCCUACAGCAAUGACGGCAGCUACUUCGACCAGCAGCUCCCCUUCUGCGGCUUUAAGCAGUGCCCUCCACUCCCUUCACACGAGCCAUCCCUUCUCUGAGUACGCGGGGCGCGAAGCUGCUUAUUUAGCGGAAGCCAUUCGGGAAGCUGGUGAAGCAAGUGCAACACACAUCGAUGGCUCGUACUCUGGAGCUGGCAUCUAUGCGCCCCCACUGUCUGCAGCUAGCUCAGCAUCCGGAGGCUAUCGAAACGAAAGUCAACCUCUUUCUAGGCCGAGACUACCAGCUGGAGGCGCAUGGAGGUCUGGCGAGUCGAGCGCGGCAAACAGCUACGCGAGCUCCGUAGCCUCCAGGUCUGGUUCCAUUCGCAGGCAGGGUGCGAUGCGUCAAGGCAGCGGGGGAGAGAUGAGCGCCAGCGAUGAUGGAGUUCUGAGCGGCGCGAACCUUGCUCGAGCCAAGAGCGUCAGCAGCGUUAGCAGCGUGACGAGCUCUAGCAGCAUGGAGGCUGUCCCCUUUCGAGCAGCGCCCUUGGGAGGGGUUCGAGAAGGUUUCGGAGGGUUCAAUGCCAGAGCAGCUGCUCAAUCCCGCACGCUCCCUCGCUCUGCCGGAUCAGCUUUGAUAGGCUCUGGCUGGCCAGCCAGAAGACCAGAAGAGGAUGCGGAGCCUUCGCAGACCAAUGCGUCGCUAGCCGCUCUGAGUCCUACAAAACUGAAGCAUACUCCGAAAGGCCCCUCUGAUGCGUGGUUAUUCCGCAACGCGCCUGGACUUGGCAGCACUAGGGGAGCUAGACCGAUUCCUGGAGCUCCUUCGAGCUCUGUCGAGCCGCUGCGCUCGCUCUUCACCCCUUCGCUUGGGCUCUCGCCGCCCGAUGGAGAUUCAGCACCUUCCACGUCUCCGACGCGCACGAGAGCGAGUUCGGUGAUCCGCAGCAAGCUCGCCAAGAGCGCUGGAAAGCUGGGACUCAAGCCACUGACCGUGAUGCCCACCUCUGGUCCUGGUCAAGGGUCGCCUGUUAUCGCUUCAUUGCACUCUAGCAAUCCCGUCGAGCGGAUUGGUGCCGUGCUAAACCAAGCUACAUUGGGCUCAUCCAGCACGCCAAAGACGGCUGAAGACUCCAUGGCCCUGCUGACUCCCGUACCGGACACCUACUUUGCGCAUUCUGGACCCAAAGAUGGCUCUUCCUCUUUCUUGCCGGAAAGCAUGAUGCGUACCAGCAGUGUCACGAACGCACCCCUUGUUGUACCCAAGCAUCCGCCUGGACCACCAGGAACGGGACCGCCCCCUUCGCCCGGCCUCAUCGGUGUGGCCAGUCCUUCCUUCAUGCUGCGAACAGCCAGCCCUCGUAUCAGCCCUCGGGAGCUGGCGGAUGACGUCUUGAAUGAUGCUCAUGGACACCACUUGGGGAGAGGCGCAUCGGCGGAGCCAGGUUCUCAAGCAAGUGAUACAGCGGCGUCUCCCUCGUCCGCCGCGCUUCAGCGCGACGACACUCUGACACCGGAGGAUUCGAACAUCCAGGCGAUGUUCCUCGCACAGCACAGGUCAGCUUCUUCUUCCACUAUAGGCCCUGGUCUGACGCCAGCCCAGCUUGUCCAGCAGCAAGCACAAGCCGGAGUGGCCGUCGUGCCCUCGGAGCCAAGCGGAGACACGCCAGGCCCAUCACCUGCCUCCCCUGCUUUAUCUCCUUUGCGCGAACACCCUCCUCGUACCGGCAGCGCCUUCCUGACACCAGCCUCUGCGCGCCACCAUCACAACAACUCGGGCAGUUCCGGUGGAACGGCUGUGGGAUCUUUAGGGACUGUCAUUCCUCGCACUGCAUCACCUUCUCCUCUCGGGCCUAUCACCUCGCGUCCACGUCGACCUGGCCUUUUGAGAGCACUUACUAGCGAGGGGGCAAUACCGCGGAACAGUAGUACGGGAGAGGCGUCGCCCAAGUCGCCCAGCAAUUCAUCCUCGCCAAACAGCCUCGGUCCUCAUCCGUUGCGACCCAGUCGCUCAAAGAAAGCCAUCCAGAGCGAAGAGUCUGUGGCGCAGUGGAAAGCGCCUGGUCGGAGCAGAGGUCUUAGCGGGAGCAGCAGCGGAACUGGAAGUAGCAAAGGUUCUAGCUCCAUUUCUUCGGCUCCAUCCGGUGCGAUGCCACCAGCUGUGCAAGCCGCUGCCGUGCCCUCGCGGUCUCCUUCAAUCGUGCACGAUCUAGCCUCCACUAACCCUUUCACAGCUCCAUUUACGCGCGUCGCGACCGAGCAAGGGCCUAUGGGAGAAGAUGCGGUGACCGACUCUCAGCCCUCGAUUGCCCAGCCCUCCCUCUCCGCUUUCGUCGCCUCAUCCAGCCGUCCGCCUUUACCAGGCUCGCUACCCUCUUUCGCGCCAUCGAAUGCAAUCACGAUCGACGAGGAAGCGCCUUUGGUCCCUAUCAGGACAGUCAAGCGCGAAGUUGCGGCAGCUCCUCGACCGCCACCCUUUCGCUUACCCGAGGCUGCCACGUCUGCCGUUUCGCUGGACGUCCCAAAGCAGCCCAUCUUGGCGCCGUUGGAACCAGCAACCGCCACCGCGCAAGCUUUACCGCAGCUUGGUGAGAUAUCGGAGCAUCCUACCGCUCACGUCUCAGCUCCGGAUUUCUCGAAGAUGACGGACGCUGGGGAUCGGCCAACACUUCGCGCUGCUUCUUCGCUGUCGAUCGUAAACACUCCACAAAUCACGAGCGCGCCUGCAGUGAGCGAAGGCGAUGCUAAGGGCACGAACGCUGCGAUGUCUAGUCAGCGGGCAUCGCAGCUGCACACGCCCGUCAAGAGCAGCACGUCACCCGGAACACACGCGUCUCAACAACAGACGCGCACGGCGCGAGGACGUGACGACUUUGAGUUUGGCGAAGUGUUGGGCGAAGGAUCGUACUCGACGGUCAUCGAGGCUUGGGAUCUUCUCUCCAAGCCGAGCACAGGCGCGCGCGAUUCGUUCGACGAAAAGGCCGCGAAGCCGAUCUCUGCCAACGCGGCGAUAGCCGGUGCAGGCUCCAGCGCGAUUCGCAGCGCUGCGAUUCGCAACGAAGGACGCAAACGCUACGCCGUCAAGGUCCUCGAUAAGGUGCACAUUCUGAAAGAGAAGAAGCAAAAGUAUGUGGCGGUGGAGAAGGAGGCGCUCAGCUUGUUACUUCGCCAUCCGGGUGUGGUCACGCUUUACUGGACCUUUCAAGACCGAGAUAGUCUUUAUUUCGUGCUGGAGCUUGCUCCUAAAGGCGAGCUCCUCGGCCUGAUCAAGCAGCACGGCUCUCUUGAUAGUCUGAGUGCAACAUACUUUGCUGCUCAGCUGGUCGACGUCAUAUCGGGGAUGCACGCAGUUGGCGUGGUGCAUCGAGACAUCAAGCCAGAGAACGUGUUGCUAGAUGCGCAGUACCGCAUCCGCAUGGCCGACUUUGGUUCCGCCAGCAUCCAACGCCAGCCUUCUGGCAAGCCGCAAGUACCAAGGGCAGACGGCACCAAUGCCCAAGAAGGUGCGCGGCCACGCACAAGCAGCUUUGUUGGUACGGCCGAGUAUGUCAGCCCAGAGCUGCUCACCGAGAAAGCUGCGACGCACAGCUCGGAUUGGUGGGCCUUUGGAUGCGUCCUUUACCAAAUGAUAGCUGGCAGACCUCCAUUCAAGGGGCCCAACGAAUACCAGACGUUUCAGCGUAUCAUCAAGCGCGAGUACGAAUUUCCAGAAGAAUUUCCGAAUGACGCAAAAGAUCUCGUAGAGAAGCUGCUCGUGCUCGAUCCAGCGCAGCGCCUCGGGACCGGACCGGAUGGCGUGCAAAGCAUCAAAGGUCACGCUCUCUUCCGAGACGUGGACUGGUCCUCCGUCUGGACCUGUCCAGUCCCUGAUAUACAAGCGGGCAUCUUCAAGAAAACGGUACCUGCAACUCGACCGCCGCAAUUUGCUUCAGGGGAUGAUGGCUUUGGCAGCGAUGCUUGGGCCGAGGGAUCCAUGGAUUCGACCGACGAGGAGGAGUCUGCGGGCCACAACAGAGAUGCGAGUCGCUCCGCUGCUUCGUCGGACGCGGGCGCCGAUCAGUCUGCACGGUCUCUUGCGAGCGAGCCGGGAGAGGGAGGUCAAGAGGCUGAUGAUGAUGACUCAUCGAACGACGAAGCACCCAGAACCUCGCGUCGGAGGAACACGUCUUCCAAUCGUCUCAGCAGCAACAUCCUGCGCGUCGCCGCUAAUAUCGCUGGUGCUAUGGGCGGAGCAGAUGUGAUGAGCACCGGUUCGGCCAAAGGCAAAGUACCGCAAGCACGCAAUUCCAUCUCUGGUCUGCGUGCAACGCAAAAUCGCUUCUCCACGGCUUCGCUCGACUCGGCCAACUCGAGUCCGCACAGCUCCAACGUGGCCUUCCCAGCGACGGCGGGCGGACAAGAGGCUUUUCGCAACGCGCCAGACUUGCAAGCGCAAGUAAGAAGCUGGGCAGCGCUCCUGUUGCCGCAAGAAGCGCUACUGUUUGCAGGGCCGGUCAUUCAACGCAAGACGGGAGCUUUCAGAACGACUUCUAGAAGCAGGCAGCUAUUGCUCACCGAUUUUCCUCGACUGCUGUGCGUCAAGGAGACUGAGGAUCAGCUGGUUGUCAAGAGUGAGGUGAUCCUUGCUGUGCCGCGCGGGUCUAGCCCCUCUCGUCUGUCGAGCGAGAGGCAGCCUCAUUCGCUUGAAGGACCUCAUUCGGGAUCAAUGACCGCUACUACCCCUUCGAGUCGAUCUAGCCUGCUGGCGCAACGUAGAGACAGCAGCAGCGCUUUGUCCCGAAUGGCAGCCAUCUCUCCGGACGCUGCGCCAAACUUUGUGACCGCUGUCGAAGCAAAGGGCUCUCGUGCAUUUGUUGUGCACACGCCGGCAAGGACUUACCUGUACGAAGAUUCUGCUAGUGGCGAUGCUACGCAUUGGAUCAGAUCCAUCAUAGCUGCCGCUCAGAGGUCGUGA
Molecule: messenger RNA, 6196 nt
Organism: Ceraceosorus guamensis
Lineage: Eukaryota; Fungi; Basidiomycota; Exobasidiomycetes; Ceraceosorales; Ceraceosoraceae
Exons: 3
Coding region: 335-6196 (1953 amino acids)
Biological process (GO): peptidyl-serine phosphorylation; intracellular signal transduction
Molecular function (GO): protein serine/threonine kinase activity; ATP binding
Source: RefSeq, a predicted model, not a curated record